Messenger RNA from Neltuma alba, 2337 nucleotides. RefSeq names its product LEAF RUST 10 DISEASE-RESISTANCE LOCUS RECEPTOR-LIKE PROTEIN KINASE-like 1.2. The record is from RefSeq and is a predicted model, not a curated record. Lineage: Eukaryota; Viridiplantae; Streptophyta; Magnoliopsida; Fabales; Fabaceae. Gene Ontology annotation, molecular function: protein kinase activity; ATP binding; polysaccharide binding. The transcript is spliced from 4 exons. Bases 1 to 2133 code for a protein of 710 amino acids. Gene Ontology annotation, biological process: protein phosphorylation.
AUGUCAGAUCAGAGCCCAAGACUUUCAUUCACAGGUCAUACCCCCCGCUACCAUCACCAUGAUUUCCCUUUUGCCCAUCUUCUUCAUCUUUAUCGUUCCCUCGUCACUCUUCUUCUUCGCCCUCCUCCUCCUUCAUUCCCUCUCAAUAUUCCCAAAUCCCUAAUGAACCCAACGGUUCUCUUCUUCAUCCUCUUCUUCUCUGUUCUAACCAGAACCACCCUCUGUUAUGUGAAUCCCAACUUCCAAGCUUGCGAGCCCCAAACCUGUGGGAACGGCCCAAGUAUAAUCUACCCCUUCCGUAUCAAAGAUAAACAAGAUAGCUUCUGCGGGUUCCCUGGUUUCGACCUUCUCUGUGCUUCCAAUGGCUUCCCAGCGCUCAAUCUCUCCAAUACUUUCUACAUAGUCGAUGAAAUUUCCUACCCCAAUCUCUCUCUCCGAGUCUUCAAUCCAAACUUCCGAAUCUCCAAUUUCACCACAUGUCUCUCUCCCUCCGACAACCUCACUCUCGACUUCAGAUACGCUGUGGCUCCGAACCAGAAGGAGGUGCUUCUGUUCUUCGAUUGCGACUUGCCGUCGCUGCCGGAGGAGAUGAAACAAAACGUAUUGGGGUGUUCUGAGGGGAACAGAGCGAGGUCGGUGCUGGGCAUGGCGGUGGAUGACGCAGCUAAGAAGUUGAAGUAUGCGAAGGAUAAUUGCAGGGGUGGGCCGACGACGAGGACGGUGGUGGGCAAUGUGGAAGGAGGGAUAAGAGAGGCUCUGGGAAGAGGAUUGUUGUUGAAGCCAACGAAUUGGACGGCGAGUAAGUGCGAGGCAUGCCAGAGCAGUGGAGGAAGGUGUGGCUUCCUCUACAGAGAUGCGUUUGACUUCAAGUGCUUCUGCCGCGACGGCGACCAUUUUCGCAGUUGUCGUCAUGACAAAGGGACUUUGACGCUGGGACUGGCAUUAGGUUUAGGGAUUGGAGUCCCAGGGAUGAUAACAAUGGGGAUGAUUGUGUGGUGGUGGUGGAGGAGAAGAAAAUAUGGCGAUUCGGAUUCAAUAAGCAGAUACUCCACUCAUUCUCACAUAGACAGUAGCAAUGUCUACUUCGGAAUCCCUGUUUUCUCUUAUUCCGAGCUCGAAGCAGCCACCAACCAUUUCGACCCUUCCACAGAGCUCGGAGAUGGAGGCUUCGGCACUGUUUAUUACGGUAAGCUUGAAGACGGACGAGAAGUUGCUGUAAAACGCUUAUACGAGCAAAAUUACAAACAAGUAGAACAGUUCAUGAAUGAAGUGAGGAUCCUCACUCGUUUACACCACAAAAACCUUGUCACCCUCUAUGGCUGCACCUCCCGCCGCAGCCGGGAACUCCUCCUCGUCUACGAGUUCAUCCCAAACCGCACCGUCGCUCAUCACCUCCACCUCCACAGAGAUCCCAAAAAGCCCACAGUUUUACCAUGGUCCACUCGCAUGAAAAUCGCUGUCCAAACCGCCAGAGCAUUGGUCUACCUCCAUGCCUCUGAAAUCAUUCACCGCGACAUCAAAACCAACAACAUUCUCCUUGACGAAGGAUUCAAUGUUAAGGUUGCAGAUUUUGGACUCUCAAGGUUGUUCCCCAACAAUGUCACUCACGUUUCCACUGCUCCACAAGGGACGCCGGGUUAUCUCGAUCCCGAAUAUCAUAGUUGCUAUCAGCUCACCAGCAAAAGUGAUGUUUAUAGCUUCGGAGUUGUGCUCAUCGAGCUCAUAACAUCCAUGGAGGCGGUCGACAUGAGCCGAGACUCGGACUCCAUAAACUUGUCGAGCUUAGCAGUGAGGAAGAUUCAGAGGAGUGAGCUGAGCGAGCUGGUGGAUCCUUCUCUUCGGUUUGAGAGUGAUGGGGAGGUGAAGAGGAUGGUGAUAUUGGUGGCUCAGUUGGCGUUUCAGUGUUUACAGACUAAUAAGGAAUUGAGACCUUCCAUGGAGGAAGUUCUGGAGAUGUUGGAGGGGAUUCAAAGUGGGAGUGAUCGGGUACAGGAGCACCCACGAUUGCCACCGGAAUCACCCAAAUGGGAUGAGCUUGGCUUGUUGAAGAACGCAAAUCCACCGCCUUAUUCUCCCAACAGUGUUGCUGAUAAAUGGGUAAGCGAAACUACGACGCCCAAUGUCAGUGCUUGAGCAAGUGUUCAUAAUAGGUUCUCUGUUCUCUGUAUAAUACCAAUACGGUGAGUAUAUAUGUCUGUUUGUUUUUUUCUUUUUUUCGACCUUGAAGUAUAUAUGUGUGUUCAAAAGCGAGCAAGUUAAAUUUUUUUUGGGGGCAUUUCUGGGGUGUCACUCACAAGUCACAAUGAAUUUAUGGAGCAAAAUUCAUUCAAAUUUAAU